AUGCCAGCCCCUCUCGAGACCUGCCUCUCGGACCUCGACUGCGCCGGCAGCAGCGGCGACCCUUCCAGCUUCCUCACCGACGAGGAGGACUGUGCCAGGCUCCAACCGCCUGCUUCUGCCUCGGGGCUGUCCGUGCCGGCCCGCAGGGGCGCGGCCGGGAUUCCCGGGGCGUCGGAUGCCCCCCGGGCGCAGGACGACGAGCAGGAGCGCCGGCGGCGCAGGGGCCGCGCGCGGGUGCGCUCCGAGGCGCUGCUGCACUCGCUGCGCAGGAGCCGGCGCGUCAAGGCCAACGACCGCGAGCGCAACCGCAUGCACAACCUGAACGCGGCUCUGGACGCGCUGCGCAGUGUGCUGCCCUCCUUCCCCGACGACACCAAACUCACCAAGAUCGAGACGCUGCGAUUCGCCUACAACUACAUCUGGGCUCUGGCCGAGACUCUGCGCCUGGCAGACCAGGGGCUGCCCGGGGGCGGUGCCCGGGAGCGCCUCCUGCCGCCGCAGUGCGCCCCCUGCCUGCCUGGGCCCCCAAGCCCCGCCAGCGACGCCGAAUCCUGGGGCUCCGGAGCCGCCGCCUCCCCCUGCGCCGCCACCGCCUCGCCACUCUCUGACCCCAGUAGCCCCGCUGCCUCCGAAGACUUCGCCUAUGGCCCCGGCGACCCCCUUUUCUCCUUCCCCGGCCUGCCCAAAGACUUGCUCCACACAGCGCCCUGCUACAUCCCUUACCACUAG
Molecule: messenger RNA, 729 nt
Organism: Manis javanica (Malayan pangolin)
Lineage: Eukaryota; Metazoa; Chordata; Mammalia; Pholidota; Manidae
Gene: NEUROG1
Product: neurogenin 1
Biological process (GO): sensory organ development; forebrain development; positive regulation of transcription by RNA polymerase II
Cellular component (GO): nucleus
Molecular function (GO): DNA-binding transcription factor activity, RNA polymerase II-specific; E-box binding; protein dimerization activity
Source: RefSeq, a predicted model, not a curated record